ACAAUUAAAAUAGCAAUCUGAGUUUGGAGACAUUCAUUGUGAAUAGAUUUUACUACAUUAAUACCACUUAGUUAUUUAUAUAUCUGUCUUUCAAACGUUCUAAAUUAUUUGAUUAAUAAGUUAUUCUCAAGUGACAAGUUAUUGAAAUCACAGUUAAAGUUACGAAGUGAAGUGCUCGCAAAAAGUGAAAAAGAUGUUUUUGUGACGUAAUAUCAAAAAGUGUUAUUUAUCGGAUAAAAGAAUGGCCGAAACGAGUGAAGCCAAAGCUAGCGCCUCCGCUCCCGGCGGAGACGCUGGUGGAGAAGAGGACAAACGAGACGAGAGGAUGUUAGAAUGCAACAUCUGCCUUGAUACAGCACGAGAUGCAGUCGUCAGUAUGUGUGGACAUCUAUUCUGUUGGCCAUGCUUGCACCAGUGGCUGGAAACGAGGCCAAGUAGACAAGUUUGUCCAGUAUGCAAGGCAGCUAUUAGUAGAGAGAAGGUUAUUCCACUGUAUGGUCGAGGCAACACUAAACAAGAGGAUCCCAGAAAUAAGGUGCCCCCCCGGCCGGCCGGCCAGCGCACGGAGCCGGAGACCAGCAGCGGCUUCCCGGGCUUCGGGUUCGGCGAAGGCUUCCACAUGUCCUUCGGCAUCGGCGUUUUCCCCUUCACCUCCACAUUCAACUUCGGGGACCCGAGGCCCAGCGCCGCGCCGCGCGGCACAGCUCAGUACGAGGAGGAGCAGUUCCUGUCCAAGAUCUUCCUGUGGGUGGCGAUCCUGUUCGUGCUGUGGCUGAUAUUCGCGUGACCUCCGCCGACCAGCGCGCGCCCCGCCCCCCGCACCCUCACACCCCGCACACCCCUCCUCUUGGACCGAUCAUCCAUAGACGGACCAUCCACGCCGGCGCUGCUGGCGGCUCUGCGGUGACGUCAUCACACACACAGACACACACUCACACACCCGUGUCUCGUCGCUUGAUAGCUAUGUUUCCCGUAAGGUUCCCAGAGGAGCGGCCAUCAACCAGUGGUAUAGUUUUGUUCUUGUAUUACAGCCGAUCUCGCGCAGCCUCCUUGUUUAUAAAACAGAUUAAUAUUAUAGAUAUAUUUUUUUACGACAAAAUUUUGUCCCGUUUAAAGAAACAUUCCUCACAGUCCGCGGACACGUAUACAGUAGAUUAAGGAACGGAUGCCGGCGGGCGGAGUCAGGGGUCUGUAGUAGUUAUUAUAAAUUGUGAGUGGCGAUGUUUAGGGCCGGAGAUAAUAGGUGAGGAGACUAGAGAUAAGUGCUUUAACGCUACACACACGGACACGACCGGCGGCGGUAGGUCCACGACCCACGACCUCACGGGCCAUCCGUGAUGUGAAAUCUUGUAUAACAUAGGUACUAUAGGUUAGAUCUACAGAAAAUUAACGUGAAGUAACGAGUAAGUCUAGCGUGAGGUGCGCUCAGAGUAGCGGCAACCCGACCUCUGCCCUGUGACCUCGCCACUAGCUCGCAUCGCACUAAACACAGUCCGGCAUUUCAUUCACCGUCUCGUGAUGUUCGUGAAUGAGACCGAACUGUCCGCGUCCCCUGACGCGACGGACACCAGCGGCGAGGUCUCGGGACAGUGGCCGGUGAGACUCGACCCCCGACAUCCCGAUACACACAUGCAUGUCGGAUGGGUUGGCCUCAGGUCGGUGGCCGCCGGUCGCGGCUCGGACGCCUCCCCUUCUAUAGUUUUAUCGUCCUCGUUGUCUGUCGGUAGUUCUCUAACAAUAUUCCUGUAUCAUAAGAGUAUGUAAAUAAUCUUCAAGUUUUAUGUAAAUUAUUAAAUGCUAUGAAAGGUC
Molecule: messenger RNA, 1809 nt
Organism: Danaus plexippus (monarch butterfly)
Lineage: Eukaryota; Metazoa; Arthropoda; Insecta; Lepidoptera; Nymphalidae
Product: E3 ubiquitin-protein ligase RNF185-like
Exons: 4
Coding region: 242-787 (181 amino acids)
Biological process (GO): ubiquitin-dependent protein catabolic process
Cellular component (GO): endoplasmic reticulum
Molecular function (GO): metal ion binding; ubiquitin protein ligase activity; ubiquitin-like protein conjugating enzyme binding
Source: RefSeq, a predicted model, not a curated record